UUCUUGCCAUUCUAAGAUUUUGAUCUUACAAAGUGAUGGCCUUCUCGCUCAGCUUCAGUGUCUUGUCUUCCACUUCCCUACUGGUUCUCUUCUCUGCUCUGUUUCUCUCCAACUUUCUCUCUUUAUGGUUGUACUUCGUCUUGUUCUUCUCCACUGUUUGUUUGUGCUGCUGCCUUUUGGUUUUCAAACUGAGACCAACACCACCCCACACUAGUCCUUCAGUCACCACCGAAGCAGAUACUCCUUCUUCUUCUUCUUCUCCUCCAUUUCGUAAACUGACAUACGAUGUGUUCCUCAGUUUCAGUGGGAAAGACACCCGCAAAAGUUUCACAGACCAUCUCUUCAGUGCUCUCAAACAGAAAGGGAUACACACAUUUCGAGAUGAUGAAGAACUUGUGAGGGGGGAAUCGAUUGGUGAAAAUCUGCUGAAAGCAAUUGAAGAGUCAAGAUAUGUAAUCGCUGUUUUCUCACGAAGUUACGCCGAUUCCGCAUGGUGUUUGGAUGAGAUUGCAAAGGCCGCUGACUGCACCAAAAUGGGACAAGUAGUCCUCCCAGUGUUCUAUGAUGUCGAUCCAUAUGAGGUAAGGAGACAAAAAGGCCAACACUUUGAGAAAGCAUUUCAGAAGCAUCAAAAGAGAUACAAAGGGGAACCAGCCAAAGUGAAGAGGUGGAGAGAUGCUCUUUUUCAAGUAGGCAGUCUCUCUGGAUGGCAUCUGCAACAUGGGUAUGAAUCCAAAGUCAUUCAAGAAAUUGUAGAAAAGAUUUUCACCGAGUUAAAUCAAAUAAUUUCAUCGUCUGAGGGUUUAGUUGGGAUGGAUUCUCACCUGAAUCAGAUGCUUUCCUACUUAGAAAUUGGGUGUCCUGAUGUUCGUAUCAUAGGGAUUUGUGGGAUGGGUGGUAUCGGGAAAACAACUAUUGCACAAGUGGUUUUUGAAAGGGUACAAACUCAGUUUGAAGGUUGCAGCUUUCUUGAGAAUGUUAGAGAGGUAAUUGAAAAGCAAGGUGCAGUUCAUUUACAAGAGCAACUUCUUUCGAACUUGCUGAAAUGUAAGGUAAAUGUACAGAAUACUAAAAUGGGAAAAAACAUAAUGAGGCAGAGACUGCAAACUAAAAUGGUCCUGGUCGUUCUUGAUGAUGUGGACCAAGAAGAACAUUUGGAAUCUCUGUGUGAUCGUGAAUCAUUUGGUCCAGGGAGUAGAAUCAUUAUAACUUCAAGAGAUGAACAUUUGCUCAGUGCUGUUGAAGGUGAUCAGGUGUAUAAUGUGAAUCCAUUAACUGAUGCUGAAGCUUUUCAGCUCUUUAGUAUGAAAGCCCUUAAGAAAGACCAGCUGGUUGGGGAGGAAGUUCUCAAGCUAUCCAAGGAAUUUUUGGAAUAUGCUAAUGGCAUUCCAUUAGCUAUCAAAGUUUUAGGUUCUUCGGUUAAGGGCAGAAGGGUAGAAUUGUGGUCCAGUGCAUUAGAUAGAUUAAAAAAAAGUCCUGACAAAAAAGUUAUUAAUGUUCUCAAGGUUAGUUUUGAUGGAUUAGAACCAAGAGAACAAAAAAUUUUUUUGGACAUUGCAUGUUUCCUUAAAGGGGUGAACAUAGAUCGUGGAAGAAGAAUACUACAGGGCAGUGAUGCCCACUGUCCAGACUUUGAUAUACAGGUUCUCCUGGACAAAUCUAUGGUAACUCUAUAUGGAAAGAGAUUGUGGAUGCAUGAUUUGAUGCAAGAAUUGGGUUGGGAAGUUGUUCGCCAAGAAUGCCAUGAUGAACCUGGAAAACGUAGUAGAUUGUGGCUUUCAAGUGAAAUCAUUGAUGUACUUGAUCAGAGUAAGGCAACGAGUGCAGUCCAAAGCAUACUUCUCCAAGGUCCAACUAAAGAUGAUGUGGUUCACUCAGCUAUGGAGUCUUUCUCAAAUAUGGACAGAUUAAGAUUGCUCAAAAUUUGGAAUGUGAAGGUUUCUAAGAACAUCAGAUAUCUUUCUAAGAAGUUACAGUAUCUGGAAUGGGGCGAAUGUCCUUUAGAUUCUUUCCCUUCAGACUUUCAACCAGAUUAUCUUGUCGAACUUCACAUGCAUUCAAGCUGCAUCAAAGAACUAUGGAGAGGACAAAGAGGAUGGAGAAUGCUACGGCUGAUUGAUAUGAGCGGUUCACAAUACUUGAUGUCGACUCCAGACUUCACUGAGGUUCCAGAUCUUGAGACAUUGGUGCUUCAAGAUUGUACGAGUUUGGUUGAGGUUCACCCAUCUCUUGGAUUCCUCAAGAAACUUAUCUGUUUGGAUAUGAGAAAUUGCAGCUCUGUUGAGAGAAUUCCUCCUCUUUCUGGUUUGGAGUCUCUUCAAUUUUUCAGUCUUUCAUUGUGUUCGAGACUGAAGAAGUUUCCUGAAAUUGAAAGAAACAUGAAAAGCUUGUUGGAGCUUCAUUUGGAUGGUACUAGCAUUGAGGAUCUGCCCGCAUCAUUUGAACAUUUGACUGGUCUUACCGUGCUGAAUCUAACAGAUUGUAUAAACCUUUUGCAUCUCCCUAGUGCCAUCAAGUGCUUGACAUCUUUGAAAAUUCUCCGUCUAACAGGAUGCUCAAAAUUGGAUGAAGUACCUGAGAGCCUGACCUCUGUGGAAUGUCUGGAGGAGCUUUACUUAGGUGGAACUGCCAUACGAGAGUUAUCGUUCCUUGUUGGUAUGAAGAAUUUAAAAUCUCUAUCUUGCCGAGGAUGUAAAGGUCAUGCUCCAACGGGUUUGUUGUUGCCUGCUUCACUGUGGAGAUUAACUUCAUUAUUAAGUCUAGACUUAUGCGAUUGCAAUCUGAUGGAUGGAGCAAUUCCCAAUGAUCUUAGCGGCUUAAUUUCCUUAAGAUGGUUACACUUAGGUGGUAAUAGUUUUGUCCGAUUACCUGAAAGUAUCUCUCAACUCUCAAAGCUCGAGACUCUCGGCUUGAGUAACUGUAGACAACUACAAUUGGUGCCAAAGCUUCCAUCAAGUGUUGAGAAUGUGCUUGCAGAAGAUUGUACUUCACUGUUGGAUUUUCCAAAUCAAUUCAAAAUAAUUACAUCACCUGAGUCGGGAGUUACUACAGUCAAUUCCCUCAGUUCAAGUGGUUUAACAAUUAGAGACUCAUACAGUUUGAAAGCGUGGAGUAUUUUAGGACAUGGAAAUGGACCUUGUAACGUACAAUUUUCCUUAAGAACUGAGCAUCUGGAGCGGAACCAAGUGGAUCAUUUGUCACUGCCCUUUCUUCUAAAAGACAUUGAGCUUUCCCAUUCCUCUUCAAGUCACUUUAAUGCCAUUCACAUUGAUAAUGAAAUUCCAGAGUGGUUCAGUACUAAAUCCACAGGCAACUUCAUAUCAACACCGAUACCUCCAAAUGUUACAGAUGAUUACAAGUGGAAGGGGGUUGCCUCUUGCGCUGUUUUCUCAGUCAAGGGACAUAAUAUGAGUGCUAUCUCCGUUAUCGAGUCGGGUUUCAAGACGUCUAAUUACUUGUAUCAAUGCACACUGGAAACUGAUCUUUUCUCUAUGAAACCAUCUGUCUUUGAAGGGGAAGAAAAGCACCACUUCAUUCGAUCAAGUUCUCAUCUGCUUUUCAUUUCCUAUUUAUCUAGUCUUCAUUUUUCAAAGCAGUUAAAUCAAUUAACUAUGCUUGGGGCUAGGUUUAAAACCAACAACCCAUUCAUGGAUGUCCAGGAAUGUGGAAUUCGUCUUGUCUAUGAGCAAGAUGAUGGAUGGUAUACGAAACUGAUCCCUGGCGAUACUGGGACUUCUCUAAAUGAAGUUUCAGACACUAUUCUUGAAUCUGGCUGGAUUAGAGAAGGGGAUACGUGUUUGAAAUGGGAGAAAUCUAUUCCACCCUUGGAACAAGACUCCACAAUUCUGCUGAGAAAGAAUAUCGAGUCCGUUCUUCCAAGAUACCUUGAGUCGUUAAACCAUAGUUCUGCCAUCUAUAGAUUUAAUCUCAGUGGAAGCCCAGCAUGGUUUGAGUACUCAUGUAGCCCUGACACUGAUGCAGGGUCAUGGCCCUCUGUGUCAAUCGAGAUUCCUCUGCACAAGAGUAAGAAGUGGAUGGGAUUUGCAAUAUGCGCGUCAAUUACAGAAGAACAGCAUCAUGUGAUACAAGACGACUAUUGUGUUUACUUUCAAUUCAUAACAGUUGAAUCUAAUGAGGAUCUUCCCCGAGAACUGGAGUAUGUUGUGGACAUGUGGUCAGAAGAUCAUAAUCGACUUUUGGUUGUUUACAUACCGCGAGCAGAGUUUCCUGUAGAUUUUAUGCAUCCAUCACCUACUGUAAUGAACAUUUUCUUCGGAACCAAUUGCCCUCAUGUAGAGGUUCGGAGAUGUGGGAUCCGUAUUCUAUACCAGGAAGAUUUUCAAGGGUUUGUUGAGACAAUCAUCCAGUGCAUGCAAAGAGAAGAUACUCUUGAACUUUAUGAUAAAAGGGUGGUAGAAGAUUGGAUAUAUUUGAUAGCAUUGGAAGGUGGUCAUCUAUAUACUCCAAACAAACUUGAUUCCAUAACCGGACGAGAAAGUAGGUUCGAGUUACUCUCUCAAAAAUAUAGAACUCAGGACUGGUGUGCUCCUUCACUGUUCUUUUGUGUAUUCUAUGGAACUGAAAUUUCCAAGUGGAAAUGGUUAAUGCAUUUCAACCCAGGAAACUCUGCAGAAAUCCAACUUCCCUCGAACUUGUUUGAUGAUGCUAAUUGGUUAGGGAUUGCUGUAUGUGCUUUUUUGUGGGUAUCUCACGAAGAUCCAAACGUGAUUCUUGGCACUCCUGAUUCAGACUUUAAUGUGCUUAGUUGUUGUCUGGACUCUGAUGUUGCUUGGGACAGCUUGUUUGAUGUCAAAGUUCAGCAACUUGUGCCAAAACUCAAACCCUCAGACCUUGCAGUUGAUUUGACUUGGUUUGUCUUUAUACCGCGCAGUGGUAAAUAUUUCAAGUUCUGGAGGCAAUGCAAUCUGGCCAGGGUAACAUUAUUGUCCUCUAGCCCAUGCUUAGGACUGCAUAGUUGUGCCCUUCGUCUAGUAUUCAAGCAGGAUGUUGAAGAUCUUGUACAGACACUUACCCUCUGCGAAUUACCAUGAAGGGCAUGCUUCUCUGUUGUAACCUGUGAGUAAUAUUGUUAUAGUAAAUAUCUCAUUUGAUCAGUUUUGCCGGUUGCAGUGAAUUCCCACAUUUGCAUUUUGCGUUGACAAAGAAGCAAACUCUUCAGGCAACCUUGGUUCCUGGCAAACAACAAACACAAGCUAUUGAAGCAACAACAAUAUUACUCACAGCAUGGAAGGAGUCUACAUUCGUAAAUAAUCUAACUGUUUGAUGGAGAAUGAGGGACUUUCCAAGACAAUAAGCAUAAUGGCAUGGAUUCCACGGUUUCUAUGAACACAACAGUAGAAGGAAGGCUUUGGUUAUGGAACUUGCAGUGCGCAGAAUGGAAUAGGUUCAUCAUGUCAAUGGUCCACCCAGUUUCGAUCAAUCAUUUCCUCCUUUUCUUGUGUGACGGUCCCUCUCUAGUCUCUUCACACUUUUAAGUUUUAGCUUUCAAUAAUGCAACUUCCCACCAUUUUCGACCUCCUCAAUAGACAUGAAAUGAGGAGGUCGAAAUGCAACUUUCAAAUAAACUCCUCAAUACACGUGGCACUAGUGCAAGACAGACCCUACAAGAUACUACACACACUAAGUUGCUGGUAGAAAAAUGGAUGCAGUUGAUACGAUUGCAAGGUGCCCAUUUAGACAGAAUGACGGGACAGGAUUCCAGAACCCCAAGGGAAAAAUCAUUUGAGUUGCACUCACGAAAAUAUAGAAUUGGGACUGGUCUGAAUCGUCUGAUCCUCGUCCUGCUUACUGUCUUCAAGAGAGUUGAUAUCUCCAAGUUCAAAUGGUUCAUACCUUUCAUCAACCAAGGCAACUCUGCAGAAAUCCAACUGCCUCUGAAUGUGUUUGAUGAUGGUAGUUGGUUGGGGUUUGCCUUGUGUUGUCAAAUCUCGACCCACUACCAAAAUCCAAACAUAAGUCUUGGCAGUACUGCUGCUGAUUCAACGUCUGGUGUGCUAUAUUAUCGUCUGGACUCUGAUGUUGCCUGGCACGGCUUAUUUGAUUGCUGGAUGCAACAUGGUUCUGAGGUACUCGAGCCGUCAGCUACCAUGCGACUCGGUUCUCAUAUAUACCGCGCACUGAAGUUUUUAACAAGAUGUGGAGGCAAUGCAAAUUGGCCAGGAUAACCAUGUGGCCCUCUAACCAAAGCUUAGCAGUGGAUAGUUGUGCCCUUCGUGCGCUACACAAGGAGGAUGUUGAACAUCUAGUUGAAACACUCACCCUUGCCGAAUUACCUUGAACACCCCCCAGCAUCUGCUGCUCAAUCAUGCCCGAAUAAGAAGGAGGCAGAGGUCCGCGGCAACGGGUUUCCUUUUGAGAAUGAGAUCAAUCGUAUUCUGUUUGUUCUGUGCUACGGUGAUCCUUUGUUUGAUCUGUUUUUGUCUACCUAGUCUCUCGCUACCACUGUUACUGUCCUCCAUUCCUCCUUAUGCUCCACCUUGCUUCAUCUGAUUGAACGCCACCGUGUUAUCUCUCUGUCUACGAUACUAAUCCACCUUGACUGAAAAUGGUCAAGCAGCAAUCGUGAGUCAUGUAUAGAACGAGAAUCGAGUUGCUCGUAGCUGUGACUUGUGGAGCUUAUUUUUUU
Messenger RNA from Argentina anserina (silverweed cinquefoil), 6646 nucleotides. RefSeq names its product TMV resistance protein N-like. Gene Ontology annotation, molecular function: ADP binding. The transcript has 10 exons. Gene Ontology annotation, biological process: signal transduction; defense response. The record is from RefSeq and is a predicted model, not a curated record. The coding region runs from base 36 to 5051 and encodes 1671 amino acids. Lineage: Eukaryota; Viridiplantae; Streptophyta; Magnoliopsida; Rosales; Rosaceae.